This is a messenger RNA of Arvicola amphibius (Eurasian water vole), 401 nucleotides long. Its product is annotated as histone H2A.Z-like. The record is from RefSeq and is a predicted model, not a curated record. Gene Ontology annotation, molecular function: structural constituent of chromatin; DNA binding; protein heterodimerization activity. The transcript has a single exon. Gene Ontology annotation, cellular component: nucleosome. NCBI's taxonomy places the organism in Eukaryota, Metazoa, Chordata, Mammalia, Rodentia, Cricetidae. The coding region runs from base 15 to 401 and encodes 128 amino acids.
CAGCACGGUCUGAGAUGGCUGGCGGUAAGGCUGGAAAAGACUCCGGAAAGGCCAAGACAAAGGCGGUUUCCCGCUCGCAGCGAGCCGGCUUGCAGUUCCCUGUGGGCCGUAUUCAUCGACACCUGAAAUCUAGGACAACCAGCCACGGACGUGUGGGCACCACCGCCGCUGUGUACAGCGCAGCCAUCCUGGAGUACCUCACCGCAGAGGUACUAGAGUUGGCAGGAAAUGCAUCAAAAGAUUUAAAGGUAAAGCGCAUUACCCCACGUCACUUGCAGCUCGCUAUUCGUGGAGAUGAAGAAUUGGACUCUCUGAUCAAGGCUACAAUUGCUGCUGGUGGUGUCAUCCCGCACAUCCACAAGUCUCUGAUUGGGAAGAAGGGACAACAGAAGACCGUCUAA